AUGGUCGGAGGUGAGGCUGGAUACAUAAGAAUGGAAAAGAAUAUCAGUGGAAAUUUGCAUGGAAUGUGUGGUAUUGCCAUUUGGCCUUCAUAUCCGAUCAAAAUUGAACCCAAACCCCCGAAGCUUAUACCAACGAUUUUCUGUGAUGAAUAUAAUUUAUGUCUUAUGAGCUUCACCUACUGCUGCAUCUAUGAAGAAGAAGACAAUUGCUAUCAAUGGGGUUCACAGUCCACCACAUGUUGCGAGGAUGAUCGCACUUGCUGGCCUUAUGAUUAUCCCAUUUGCAAUGUUGACGUGAGCAUCUGUCAGAAGAACACGAGCACUUCAUUUGGAGAAAAGGCACUGAACCGGAUACCAGCCAAGCAAGUAAAGGUCUUUGAUGCACUUGACACAACACCAACAUUGUUGAUGCUUGAUGAUGAUGUUGAAAGUUACUAG
This is a messenger RNA of Nymphaea colorata (pocket water lily), 438 nucleotides long. Its product is annotated as low-temperature-induced cysteine proteinase-like. The record is from RefSeq and is a predicted model, not a curated record. Lineage: Eukaryota; Viridiplantae; Streptophyta; Magnoliopsida; Nymphaeales; Nymphaeaceae. The coding region runs from base 1 to 438 and encodes 145 amino acids. The transcript has 2 exons.